Molecule: messenger RNA, 1347 nt
Organism: Aspergillus bombycis
Lineage: Eukaryota; Fungi; Ascomycota; Eurotiomycetes; Eurotiales; Aspergillaceae
Product: CaiB/BaiF CoA transferase family protein
Exons: 6
Coding region: 1-1347 (448 amino acids)
Molecular function (GO): catalytic activity
Source: RefSeq, a predicted model, not a curated record
AUGAGCGUCACGUUGAAGUUGCACCAGGCUAUUCUCGCCCGCCGGCCAGCUCCCCGCUGGUCGAGCGCUAUUCUCCGCCGCAGCGCAGCUCAAUGGCGUACAUACUCCAGUACCCCGGCAGACGAUACGCUGCCCUUGAAGGGCGUUCGGGUGCUUGAUAUGACAAGGGUUUUGGCUGGUCCAUACUGUACGCAGAUCCUUGGAGAUUUAGGAGCAGAUGUUAUUAAGAUCGAACACCCGGUGCGGGGCGAUGACACUCGCGCCUGGGGUCCGCCAUAUGCCAAAUACCAGGAUGAGUCGCGACAAGGCCCCGGCGAAAGCGCAUAUUAUCUAGGUGUCAACCGCAACAAGAAAUCUUUGGGUUUGUCGUUUCAACACAAGUCAGGCGUGGAGAUCCUGCACCGUCUUGCGAAAGAAUGCGACGUUCUCGUCGAGAAUUACCUCCCUGGAAGUCUGAAGAAAUAUAACAUGGACUACGAAACCCUGCGAGAGAUAAACCCUAAGCUGAUCUACGCGAGUAUCACCGGAUACGGGCAGACGGGGCCGUACAGUAACCGGGCUGGGUACGAUGUCAUGGUCGAGGCGGAGAUGGGCCUGAUGCAUAUCACUGGGGCCAGGGAUGGAGAUCCAGUGAAGGUUGGUGUGGCGGUUACGGAUCUGACGACUGGGCUGUAUACAUCUAACGCAAUCAUGGCGGCGCUGCUGGCUCGCAUGAGGACGGGUAAGGGCCAACAUAUCGAUGCUUGCUUGAGCGACUGUCAGGUCGCAACGCUGGCGAAUAUCGCUAGCUCUGCGUUGAUCAGUGGGGAGAAGGAUACUGGGAGAUGGGGGACCGCGCAUCCUUCCAUUGUUCCUUACCGGAGUUAUCAGACGCUGGAUGGAGAUAUUCUCUUCGGGGGCGGGAACGACAGACUGUUUGGUGUGUUGUGCGACCGUUUAGGACAUCCGGAAUGGAAGACCGAUCCCCGGUUUGUUACCAACAGUGACCGCGUCAAGCACCGACGGGAGAUCGACGGCCUCAUCGAGGAGAAAGUCAAACAAAAGACCACACAAGAAUGGCUGGAGAUCUUGGAAGGCAGCGGGAUGCCAUAUGCCGCCGUCAAUGAUAUUCAAGGGACCCUCAACCAUUCUCACGUCCAAGCGCGUGGGAUGGUCACCGAAGUCGAUCAUCCAGCAUGCGGUCCCAUCAAGCUAGUCAACACCCCGAUUAAGUAUUCCCAUGCCACUCCUGGCGUGCGGACGCCGCCCCCAACCCUUGGCCAACACACGGAUGAGAUUCUCGCAGAGAUUCUCGAAUAUGGUAAGGAUGAUAUUGCUCGUUUGAAGCAAGAUGGUGUAGUGUCAUAA